AUGUCUUUUGCUGAAGAAAGUCAAAACUCGGCCCCUGGCAACGUCCCAGCCAACAAGCUCGGCGGCGCAAGGAAGGGUGCUGAGCCGGGCCAGAAUGCUGCUAAAAGGUUACAAACGGAGCUUAUGCAGCUCAUGACCUCUCCCGCGCCGGGGGUGUCCGCUUUCCCUUCCGCCGAUGGCAACCUGCUCUCCUGGAGGGCGACCAUCGAGGGCCCCGAAGACACGCCCUACUCGGGGCUCACGUUCAAGCUCAGCUUCGAAUUCCCUUCCAACUAUCCGUAUGCGCCGCCCACCGUGCUCUUCCGGACGCCCAUCUACCACCCCAAUGUCGACUUCUCCGGACGCAUCUGUCUCGACAUCCUGAAGGACAAGUGGACCGCAGCAUACAACAUCCAGACCGUGCUGCUGAGUCUGCAAUCUCUGCUGGGAGAGCCAAACAAUGCAUCUCCCCUGAACGGCGAGGCUGCUGAGCUCUGGGACAACGACCCAACUCUCUUCAAGACCAAGGUUAUGGACCGUCACAAGGACGUUGAGGACGAUUGA
This is a messenger RNA of Chaetomium globosum CBS 148.51, 543 nucleotides long. RefSeq lists its product as uncharacterized. The record is from RefSeq and is a predicted model, not a curated record. The transcript is spliced from 3 exons. Bases 1 to 543 code for a protein of 180 amino acids. NCBI's taxonomy places the organism in Eukaryota, Fungi, Ascomycota, Sordariomycetes, Sordariales, Chaetomiaceae.